GCUUAAUCACUAACGAAAUCUCGAUUCCACUUGGCUCUUGACCCUUCCCUAGGCCUCUGGAACUCGGACACAUUUUACUACUAAUUCCUAUUCAUACCUCCAUAUACGCCUAAAAAUAACACCUAGUCCUGUUUUCUAACCACCACACCCGCUCAAAUCCCCGCCUUCGUUCUGUUGGUGUUGGAUGUUGCACAAAGCCCCCAAGUCCAGAGUCCGUCAGUUUGUGAUCGAUCAAUCAUCUACUUUCCUGCUGCAUUAUCCGUGUCCAUACAAAAGACUAUUAUCACUCCGUGUACUCGUCUUGCUCCUGAACGGAGCAGAUGAUAGGCAGGGAGUGAAUAAGUGAUGCCGAGUCGCCAGCGGAAACAGCCCGAGAAUCGACGCAGGACGGGCUGCUUUCAAUGCAAAGAAAAACAUGUCCAGUGUACAGAGGAAAAACCGAGAUGUAAACGCUGCGAGCGGUUAGGGUUACAAUGCGUCCGAGGCAUCAGACUACUUUUUCGUGAAGAUGCGAUUGAGCGCGGCAUUCAUUUCGGAAGAGAGGGCACUUGGUCAAAACGAAGCAAUCGAAUCAAGAAACCGCCCGUUCUCGAACUUGAUAACGACUUCACUGGAGUUCCCCUGGAUCAGUAUUUCGGAAAAUGGAUCUGGUUGAAUACAACAUACGAGGAUUUUACAGGCAAAAUAAAUCAAUGGGAUGAUGGAGAGAAUGAAGUGGGCCUAUUAUCGCCCAUCGAUAAUAGCGCUGGGCGCCUGGUACUCGCUUCUGCGCAUCAACAAGUAGUCGACCAAACAUUAAAGACACGGACCUUGGGAAAUCCGUUGAGCUAUUAUGACUACUCCGAAGCAUACCUGCUAGACUAUUUUAUCAAUGCGAUUGGUCCGAACUGCUCAUUGAGUUCGUCGCAAAAUCCAUACAUGUCGCUGAUACCACUACUCUCCUAUACGACAUUUCGAAACACCAUCCUCGCCGUAUCAGCGAAUCAGCUGUCCUUAUUGGGAGAUACGAGAUAUUCUCGAGACGCAUACAUGUUUAAGCAAAAAGCACUGACGGGGUUGACGCAAGUUGACACGACGAGCACGGCGGAUUUCGGCGUGGUGGCUUCUGUGUUGAUGCUGUGCUUUCACGAUAUUUCGGCUAACUGCUCACCUUCAUGGGUUACUCAUCUACGUGGAGGACUUGAUAUGACAAAGUAUCUCCCCACAGGAUCGGCGCAGAUGGAGUCUCUGAAACGGUUUUUCACCAUGUAUUUUGUUGCUCAUGAUAUUAUGAGUCGCACAGCGCCGCUUGAUUACGAGGAUGAGCCGGAGCAUGAAUGGUUGGAGAAUGAUGAUCUUGAUGAGAUUGAUACUACUGUGGGUUGUUCUCGACGUCUAAUGACACUUGUGAGCCAGACAACUAAACUGGCUCGAGAAAGGCGCAAGGUUGGAGAUAUCAACAACAACUUCAUCAAAAGAUGCGAAGACGUUGGGUUCGACCUAGAAAGUCUACACCAGAAACUUCCGGCACUGUCGACUCCCUCGGAAAGCUUCAUUUUACAGACUGCCGAAAUCAAAAGACUAAGUGCAUUGCUGUAUUUCACUGAAAGCCUCGGGGAUCUAGUCAUACCAUCAUCGUUAUCAUCUAUAGCGCACAGCGGUCAAUCGUCAUACCAUAACUGCUCAAUGUCUAAAUGCUCGAUUUAUCCCAGUCCUUCAUCCUCAUUUUUAUCCACCUGCUCAGCAUCAUCUUCUUCGACAUCAUCGAAAACCCCCACAGCAGCGAAACAACGUCUUGUCAGCGCAAUAAUCGAUCUAAUUUCAACCUUACCAAACCCAAAUACCGCCUCAGUAAUGUGGCCCUUGUACAUAAUCGGUCACAGCACAGGUCUCGAAGACGAGACUCAACGACGCUUUGUGCUAGAAAGAUUAAGAGCAAUCCAGUCAACCCGAAAUCUGGGCAAUGUGCGUCAAGUGAGGUUGUCCGUGGAAAGGAAUUUCAGGAAAUUGGAUUUGGAAUUGUCGUCUUCUUCGACGGCAGCAGCCUCUUCAAAGUCAUCGAAAAGACGCGAUAGUGUCGCUCAGGGGAUGAUUAUCAGCCUGGCAUGA
Messenger RNA from Talaromyces stipitatus ATCC 10500, 2088 nucleotides. RefSeq lists its product as uncharacterized. The transcript is spliced from 5 exons. The record is from RefSeq and is a predicted model, not a curated record. Gene Ontology annotation, cellular component: nucleus. Gene Ontology annotation, molecular function: zinc ion binding; DNA-binding transcription factor activity, RNA polymerase II-specific; transcription cis-regulatory region binding. Gene Ontology annotation, biological process: positive regulation of transcription by RNA polymerase II. Lineage: Eukaryota; Fungi; Ascomycota; Eurotiomycetes; Eurotiales; Trichocomaceae. Bases 346 to 2088 code for a protein of 580 amino acids.